UGUCAGACAUCUUAUUCUGAAAUUACAAAGGAUUGGAAUGGAUUGACUUGGCCUCUACUUCUUGUUAAGAAAAUACAUCUCUUGUUUUAUCAGAUGGCCCACUGUGUGACCUUGGUUCAGCUGUCCAUUUCCUGUGACCAUCUCAUUGACAAGGACAUUGGCUCCAAGUCUGACCCACUCUGUGUCCUUUUACAGGAUGUGGGAGGGGGCAACUGGGCUGAGCUUGGCCGAACUGAGCGAGUACGGAACUCUUCAAACCCUGAGUUCUCCAAGACUCUGCAGCUUGAGUACCAUUUUGAGACAGUCCAGAAACUACGUUUUGGAAUCUAUGACAUAGACAACAAGACACCAGAACUGGGAGAUGAUGACUUCCUUGGGGGGGCUGAGUGUUCCCUAGGACAGAUUGUGUCCAGCCAGAUACUGACUCUACCUUUGAUGUUGAAACCUGGAAAACCUGCUGGGCAGGGGACCAUAACAGUUUCAGCUCAGGAGCUGAAGGACAACCGUGUGGUAACCAUGGAGGUAGAGGCCAGAAACCUAGACAAGAAGGACUUCCUGGGAAAAUCGGAUCCAUUCUUAGAGUUCUUUCGUCAGGGUGAUGGGAAAUGGCACCUGGUAUACAGAUCUGAGGUAAUCAAGAAUAACCUGAACCCUAUAUGGAAGCGCUUCUCAGUCUCCCUUCAGCAUUUCUGUGGUGGUGAUCCUAGCGUGCCUAUCCAGGUACGAUGCUCAGACUAUGACAGUGAUGGGUCACAUGAUCUCAUUGGCACCUUCCACACCAGCUUGGCCCAACUGCAAGCAGUCCCGGCUGAGUUUGAAUGCAUCCACCCUGAGAAGCAGCAGAAAAAGAAAAGUUACAAAAACUCUGGAAUUAUCUUUGUCAAGACUUGCCAGGUAGAAACAGAAUAUUCCUUCCUAGACUAUGUGAUGGGAGGCUGUCAAAUCGUGGGUGUGGACUUCACCGGCUCCAAUGGAGAUCCCUCCUCACCUGACUCUUUGCACUACCUGAGUCCAACAGGGGUCAAUGAGUACCUGACAGCGUUAUGGAGUGUGGGCAGUGUGGUUCAGGACUAUGACUCGGACAAGCUGUUUCCAGCAUUUGGAUUUGGGGCCCAAGUGCCCCCUGACUGGCAGGUCUCGCAUGAAUUUGCCUUGAACUUCAACCCCAGUAACCCCUACUGUGCAGGCAUCCAGGGCAUUGUGGAUGCCUACCGCCAAGCCCUGCCUCAAGUUCGUCUGUAUGGCCCUACCAACUUUGCACCCAUUAUCAACCACGUGGCCAGGUUUGCUGCCCAGGCUGCACAUCAAAGGACUGCUUCACAAUACUUCGUGCUGUUGCUGCUCACUGAUGGGGCCGUGACAGAUGUGGAGGCAACACGUGAGGCUGUGGUUCGUGCCUCAAACCUGCCCAUGUCAGUGAUCAUCGUGGGUGUGGGCGGUGCCGACUUCGAGGCCAUGGAGCAACUGGAUGCUGAUGGAGGACCUCUGCGUACACGCUCUGGAGAGGCAGCUGUCCGUGACAUAGUGCAGUUUGUGCCCUAUCGCCGAUUCCAGAAUGCCCCUCGGGAGGCAUUGGCGCAGACUGUGCUUGCUGAAGUGCCUGCACAACUGGUCUCCUACUUCAAGGCUCAGGGUUGGGCCCCAUCAAAGCCACUUCCACUCCCUGCCAAGGGUCCUGCACAGACUCCCCAGGCCUAGGUUCCCUUGCAGGCCAGUCCUUAGCCCUUCAUCCCCAAGGUCCCUCUGGGCCACAGCCCAACCUUGCACACUCCCCAGUGCUAGCACUUUAUAUUUGAUACUUUUAUACUUGCUUCUGCUUGAACCCACCUGCUUAACCCCUGACACACCUCUUUCAAUAAAGACCAGUGAAGAUCAUGA
Tupaia belangeri chinensis (Chinese tree shrew) is the source of this 1878-nucleotide messenger RNA. RefSeq names its product copine 1 (gene CPNE1). Gene Ontology annotation, molecular function: calcium-dependent phospholipid binding. Lineage: Eukaryota; Metazoa; Chordata; Mammalia; Scandentia; Tupaiidae. Gene Ontology annotation, biological process: regulation of canonical NF-kappaB signal transduction; cellular response to calcium ion; positive regulation of tumor necrosis factor-mediated signaling pathway. Gene Ontology annotation, cellular component: plasma membrane. The record is from RefSeq and is a predicted model, not a curated record.